GCAAGACGUUCUCAACUCUAUCUUUUCUGGUCUUUCCCACGACCAACAUCCUCCACCAUUUUCCCCGAGGUUGUAACUCCGGAGAGAGAGAGAGAUGAUUCCGGUUCAUUACAAUCCUCCGGCGACAAUCUCCGCCGUUAGGUUUAUGGGCCUGUGUCCGAUCUCACAAAGGAACUCUCAGAAACUCUGUCGAUCUCUGGGAUCUAACCCCAUCGUCAUAAAGAGAAGCUUCUUCUUUAGAGAGACGACGGAGUACGUCAGAGGAGGAGAGAUUGUGUGCGGCGCAGGAGGUCUGCUUCCGGUGGACCCGUGGGCUCCGACCGUCGAUUCGCAAAGCAUUGCAUCUCAGCUCUUCGCGGUAUCUCUGUUCCCAUACAUCGGGUUCCUCUACUUCAUCACCAAAUCCAAAUCCGCGCCUAAAUGGACACUUUUUGGUUUCUAUUUCUUGCUUGCCUUCGUCGGAGCCACAAUUCCGGCUGGGAUUUACGCAAAGGUCCACUACGGAACUUCGUUGUCAAACGUUGAUUGGUUACACGGUGGGGCGGAAUCACUUCUCACUCUCACCAACUUGUUCAUAGUGUUGGGGCUCCGACAAGCUUUGAGGAAGUCCGAAGAUCCGCAACUCCCAGACGAAGCUCCCACAGUCCAGGAACAGGAAAAGUCUUCACUCUCGUAGAUAGAUUAUGUUUCUCGGCUUAAUUACAUCAUCAACUGCAUAAUUUAUUCAAAAACAAUCUUUCAAUUUAAAUUUGUCGUAAAAAAAUAUCAA
Messenger RNA from Tarenaya hassleriana, 769 nucleotides. RefSeq lists its product as uncharacterized. The transcript is spliced from 3 exons. The record is from RefSeq and is a predicted model, not a curated record. NCBI's taxonomy places the organism in Eukaryota, Viridiplantae, Streptophyta, Magnoliopsida, Brassicales, Cleomaceae. The coding region runs from base 95 to 676 and encodes 193 amino acids.